UCACAAGGAUAACCGUUGGCCAUUAUACUGGCAUUAAUUCUUUCACAACUUUGCAAUGCACUUUAUGGAUUAAUAGCCAUUCGUUAUUCAAGUUUCCACUCCCACUCCCCAUCCUCCAAUAUAGUGCACACGCCAUGUAAUCGGUAGGUACGCGCCACUCCACACCUGGCAAAACUUUGAGGCUUCGCAUGACCGGCACCAAUUGCCCGCGCCAUCCUACAAAGCACGAACUCCUCACAUGAUGAUUUCGGUUUCUCAGACAUCAGCACUAAACUAGCCUGUAUUGACAUUGUCAAACAGACAUAUACUACUCCCGCCUGAACCCCAUCUACAUUCCCAGCUGUUUAUUGACCCCAUGUCUUCGUUGCCAAAGAGAAUCAUCAAGGAGACGGAACGCUUGGUUUCAGACCCUGUUCCAGGCAUAUCCGCCAUUCCGCACGACGAUAACUUGAGAUACUUUGACGUCGCCAUACAGGGCCCGUCUGGGUCGCCGUACGAGGACGGGACCUUUAAGUUGGAGUUGUAUUUGCCUGACGAUUACCCAAUGUGCGCGCCAAAGGUGCGUUUCUUGACCAAGAUCUACCACCCAAACAUCGAUAAGUUGGGCAGAAUCUGUUUGGAUGUAUUGAAGAACAACUGGUCGCCGGCAUUGCAGAUCAGAACCAUUUUACUAUCGAUCCAGGCCUUGUUGGGUGCGCCUAACCCGGACGAUCCGUUGGCCAACGAGGUCGCUGAGGAGUGGAAAUCCAACGAGGCGCUGGCCAUUGCCACCGCUAAGAGCUGGACGGAGCAAUUCGCGAAGGAGGGUGAUUGAUGUGUAGUAAUGUACGUUAUAAUAGGUAAUAAACUGGUUUUUCCGAAGCGAUAAGUGUACGUGUUAUGAUUUUACUGCCUUAUGAUGUCAUUGGUAUACAGUAAAUAGCAAUCUCUAUCAAUAUUUAUGCAGAUAUUUAGUCAAUG
Molecule: messenger RNA, 960 nt
Organism: Babjeviella inositovora NRRL Y-12698
Lineage: Eukaryota; Fungi; Ascomycota; Pichiomycetes; Serinales
Product: E2 ubiquitin-conjugating protein
Exons: 1
Coding region: 356-814 (152 amino acids)
Source: RefSeq, a predicted model, not a curated record